Messenger RNA from Clarias gariepinus (North African catfish), 4003 nucleotides. RefSeq lists its product as uncharacterized. Gene Ontology annotation, molecular function: protein binding. The transcript is spliced from 15 exons. The coding region runs from base 507 to 3824 and encodes 1105 amino acids. The record is from RefSeq and is a predicted model, not a curated record. Lineage: Eukaryota; Metazoa; Chordata; Actinopteri; Siluriformes; Clariidae.
AAGCUGUAAGAAUCGGUUGGUGUGUGUGUGUGUGUGUGUGUGUGUGUAGGUGCGCGUUGGUGCGGCCGGACUGUAAGGACAAAAUACCUGAAUACAUACCGACACUAUGAGGACACACGGUAACUAUAAGGACAUGGCUGAUGUCCUUAUAAUUAAGGCAACGUAGAGCGGUUUAUUCAUGUUCCCUGAACUCCCUCCCGCUUUUUGGGAAAAUGUCCCAUUAUUUCCGCCCACCCGUUUUUUUUUUUUGUAUCAGCGUAUGCCCCCAGUGUAUGACGCGCCUCCAUCGGCAACUUGGCGCUACUGCAGCUUCAUUUCCGCCGCGUUUCAUUGGUCGAGCUGCGGAAUGCUCGUCAGCGAUUGGUUGCUUUGGAUAUCCGUCAAAGACCAUACGGACUUGAUGUGCGGUGGAGAGUUUAGUAAUUAAGCUAAAUUAACUUAAUUGGAGCGAGAUUUUCCUCUGUAAUAUCGACAGAAGAGUUUCAUCUGCUCAUGCUGAAGUCAACAUGGUAAGAAAAAGGAGAAUAAAACCUGAAGAGGAUGCAAAAGAACACACAUUGUCAGGCAAAGACAAGGCCUUCAUUGAGGGACGAGAAAUCAACACAUUUAAAAGGAGAGGUGUGUUUGCACUUGAACACAUUGAACCAACCACCUUUGUUGUUGAAUAUCGUGGGAUUCUCUCUCAAAGUAAACAUGUUAAAGACAUUAAUAGCAACUACUUGUUCGAUUUCACAUGGAAUGGAAAACGUUAUUGCAUAGAUGCUUCCAAAGAAGAUGGAACACUUGGCAGACUGGUCAAUGAUGAUCACAGAAAUCCAAACUGCAAAGUAAAGACGAUAAUUGCUGAAGGAAGGCCACACCUGUGCCUGUUUAGUAUAAGAGAUAUCUUUCCAGAUGAUGAGGUUACAUACAACUAUGGAGAUUCCUCUUGGCCAUGGCGUUCAAGGUUGCUGUGUGAAGACACAUCAGUGAGAGAGACUGAAGGUUGUGUUGGAGCUUCCACCUCAGGGAAAAAGUUGCUGUGUGAAGAUACAUCAGUGAGAGAGGCUGAAGGUUGUGUUGAUGCUUCCACCUCAGGGAAAAAGGCACCAUUUAAAGGCUAUUCAAAGACAGUUGCCAGUAAAGGAGUUUCAGCUUUGUCUGGAAAUGAAAUAUGCCACCAUGAAGUUCACAGUGCUGCUGUCUCCAGUUUGAAUUCUUGUGAAGAGUGCACUGGACCUGUGUCCGGUCUAAAAUGGCUUUGUUUAACUUGUAAAUUAUGUUCAAAAUCAUGGCACAAAACUUGCUUCAUGAAGAAUAUGAAAAUGCCAGAGGUUGAAUUUUCCAGUUUUGAAGAAACCAGCUCUGAUGAACAGUAUUCUCCAUGCCCUGAAUCUUUAAACAACGAAUCCUCUGAUGACUUCAUUCCAGACUCUCAACAAAACAGUGAUAGUGAUGACAGUCUGUCUGUCAAAACACAUAAACUACCAUCUCACAAGAACACACCAUCUGAGUCCAAGAUGGCAAAGAAUGUUCCACAACUCGCUCACUCUUCCUCCACUGAGCAAGACAUGGUGAAUGGUCAAUCCAGCUCCACUCAAGAACUCUUUUGUGACUAUGCAGCCGGUAAUGAUACUACAAAAAAAGCAGAGACACUUCAGAGUUUUAAGAAGACACCAGUAGAAUCUUUUAAUAAACAGUCAACAAUUGAAAAUAUGACAAGUCCCAAAGAAUCGCCCCCAAAAAAAUUUUUCACCCAAAAAAAUUACUGUUAUGUUUGCAAAAAACCUCAGUCAAAAAUCGUCCGUCACUUUAAAAAGCAUCAAGACAGUGAGGCAGAAAUUGCUGCUGCAUUCCUGCUCCCUAAACACUUCCAGGACCGAAGAAAGUUACUUGAGAAGCUACGGAACAGAGGCAACUAUGAACAUAAUCAAGAGGUUAUGGGAAAUAAAUGUGGACCACUGAAAGUUAAAAGAAGGCCGGGAAGAUCGGAGAUUAAAGUUAGAGCCAAAACAUAUGUUCACUGUGUAUACUGUAAAGGCCUGUUUGUUCGCAAGGAGCUGUGGCGCCAUACACGGCGAUGUCCUUCAAAGAUGUCUUCAGAGUCUGAAGCAACUGGCAAAGCCAAAGUCUUAGUUUUGGCUGAUCUUUCAGAAUCUACUUUUUCCCAAGCAAUAUCUCCUGAGGUGUGGAAGAUCUUGGGAAAUAUGAAGAAUGAUGACAUUUCAUCUGUAGUUCGAAAUGAUUUUCUCAUACUGCAGUUGAGUCAGUGUCUUUACAACAAGCAUGGAAGUGAUCCAACAAAAUUUGAAUACAUCAGACAGAAGGUCCGGGAAAUGGGCAGACUUUUGCUAAGUUUAAGAAAAAAAUACUCCAUAUUUAGUUUUGAAGAUGCCGUGAAACCAAACAAUUUUUACAAAGUCAUAGAGGCUGUGAAAGAUGUUGCUGGUUAUGAUGAGAAGACCCACUUGUAUAAGACGCCAAGUCUUGCACUGAAGUUAGGACAUUCGCUCAAGAAGAUUGGUGACAUUAUUCUUUGCAGGGCCAUCGCAGCAGAGAAUGAUGAUAUGAUUAAAGCAGCAGAGCGAUUCAAAAGACUGUGCUCAAGUGAAUGGGCAGAACACAUCUCCCAUGCAGCUCUUGCUACUUUGAGCAAAUCAAAGUUCAACAAACCAUCUACUAUACCAUUCACACAGGAUGUGCAGCUUCUGCACCAAUACCUAGAGAAGAAAUCUGCUGAUGCUUUUGAAAGCCUAAAACAUAAUGAGUCUUCACAAACGUAUGCAGAACUUGCCAAAGUGACACUUGCACAAGUAAUAGUCUUCAAUAGACGUCAUGCAGGGGAAGUCUCUAAAAUGAUGCUCGAGUCUUUUAAGAAAAGAGACCAGACUGAACUCCAUGAGGACAUAGCUGUCGGUCUCUCUCCAUUUGAGCAAAAAAUGUCCAAGCAGUUCAGCAGAGUAGAAACAAUGGGUAAAAGAGGGAGAAAAGUUGCUGUUUCGUUAAACCACGAACUUGUCAGUGCAAUGCAACUUCUUGUAGACAAAAGAGAUGCAUGUGAAGUAGACAGGGACAACCCCUUUCUGUUUGGAAGACCAAAGUGCUCAGCAACCAGCUUCUUUAGAGGACAAGACUGCAUCAGGAUUUUUGCAAGUCAGUGUGGUGCAAAGAACCCUGAAUAUCUCCGAUCUACACAACUCCGUAAGCAGGUGGCAACAAUGUCCCAGAUUCUUAAUCUUAAGAAUAAUGAACUGGAUCAGCUAGCCAACUUUUUGGGCCAUGACAUUCGGGUCCAUAGAGACUAUUAUCGGUUGCCAGAUGCAACUAUAGAAAUUGCAAAAAUCUCAAAGCUGCUCCUGGCAAUGGAGAAAGGAAAUCUCACAAGUUUCCAAGGAAAAUCUCUGGAUGAAAUUGAAAUUCAAGAUGAAAUGGAUGUGGAAAUAGAUGAAGAAAUAAGCGAUGAAGAUGAAGAAUCAGAUCCUGCCCAUGACGUAGGAGGAAACAAAAAAAGGACCCAGGUUGAGGAAGAAAGUCACAAGGGUAAAAGAAAAAUGGCCAUGGAGGAGGCUGACAGCUCUACAGGAAAAAGAAAAAAUAAUCAAGAUGAAGCUGAGAGCUCCAGAGAGGCCAAAUCACGGAGAACUGUAAAAAAGCCAUGGGGCCCAGAUGAAGUGAAUGCUGUCAUGAAGCAUUUUAAAAGUCAUAUUUUAAAGGGACACCUUGCAACAAAAGCAGAGUGUGAGCAGUGCAAAAGAGCAGAGGGACCUGUUCUAAAAGAAAGAACAAUACAAAAUAUAAGGGAUUUUGUGAGGACCCGUGGUGUGCAGUAUAAGAAAUGUUCUUAGGCCGUUGUGUUUUGUGAUGGAAGGUGUUGCCUUCCAUUAAUGCUUGUGGCUUUUGUUCAAGUUGAUCCAGAGAUUUCAAAAUAGAAGGUGUUUAAGAUGCCAUAUUUACUUUUGUUAAAAUGCUGUUUUAACAUAAAAAAAAUUUUAUAAUUUUUUUUUAUUAGUGAAUACAGAAAUCG